AUGGGCUCAGUCCUUAUGCAAGGUCAAGUCAAGCCAAAUCUUGACUGGACCAGGAACAAGCCCGCCGAAGAUUUGACACCAUUCCAAAGAUUCGUGCGCGACGAAGUCGAUUGGAGUCAAUCUCCCUUGGGGGCUCCAUCGCAUUGGUCGCCACAGUUACGACAAAUCAUACAGCUUCUUGUGGCCGAGCCCGGUCCAGCAGUCGUGUACUGGGGCGAGCCUGAAGAUGCAGUCAUCAUCUACAACGAAGCAUACGUGGGCAUUAUCGGCUCAAAGCACCCGAGCAUACAGGGUCAGCUUGCACGUGAUGGACUUCCAGAGAUCUGGGAUUCUAUUCACAGCUAUUUGAGGGAUCAAUUGAUGACCGGCUUGAUGAAAUUGGGAGACAUGCAAGAAAUGAUGCUUCACCGCAACGGCUUUCUCGAGGAGAGUUAUGUCAGUUUCAGACUGAUGCCAAUACUAUCUCAGGAGGAUGGAACUUUUGCUGGAAGUUACGCGACGGUGACUGAACAUACGCUUGACAUCCUAGCCGAGCGGCGGAGCGACACGAUUCGAUCACUCGCUUCUGAGAUCCGACAUGCCACAUCCUCAAGUAGUCUCUGGAAGGCUGUGGUGAAAGGUCUAGAGAAAGCCGAGCGAGAUAUUCCUCUAGCGAUGUUAUAUUCGGCUGGAAAAGCAGACCCAACCCAGAUCGGCGAAAUGAUGUGUGUUCUCGAAAGCUAUCUCGGUAUUGACCCGGAGCAGCCAGCGUUGCCUCGACGCUUCGGACUUGACAGCUCAGAUUACAAGCUUGCGAAAUCAUUCCGCCAAGCUGCGAUUCAUGGACGUCCGAUGAUGUUCAGCACGGGCACUGAACUUCUGCCCGUAGAUCUGUUCGCGACCAAUAACUCGUGCGGCCAUGAUGCUCAUUGCCAAUCGGUCGUGAUUUGUCCCAUCAAAAGUCGUGAGAGCGACGCCAUUGAGGCUUUCCUACUGAUUGGGUUGAAUCCAUACAGACCCUAUGAUCUUGCGUAUCAAGACUUUGUUCGCAUGAUACAUGAGUCCAUAACAUCUCUCUAUGUCUCUCAGAUAAUGCUCCACGAGCAAGUCGAGGCUACCAAAUUGCUCGAGGCGGAAGCUGCCUUAGCACGUCUGACGAUGGACAAGCAAUUGGCUGCAAAGCAAGCCGCAUUCGAGAAUUCCGAGCUGAAAUUCUCAAGGUUCGGAUCAAGGAUACCAAUCGGUAUAGGAAUUGCUGACACUAAAGGAAAUGUCCUCUAUGGAAACCCUGCAUGGCGCCGUUUCACUCAGGUGAGCGAGACCUCGACCAAGCCAUUUGAUUUUAUGGCCUGUUGCGUACCUGACCAAGACGACCUGAUACGUUCGCUAUGGGAAGAUCUCACCCAAGGCAAGCCUGUCAAUUCGUAUCUACGGCUCAAAACAUUGUGGACUUCUCCAGAUAAUACGCAGGAACCAAUGACGGCGUUGUGGAUAGAAGCCCAAUUAUUGCAACGCACAGCAGAACUCGAGCAGAGUGAACUGAAGUACAAAAACUUUGCAGAUCUAGCUCCCGUUGGCGUCUGUUUACUAGGACCAGACAGAGCCUUACAAUAUGCGAAUCGAUCAUUCUUCUCCAUCAUGGCUCAUCCGACACCGUCGCGGGACUUUAUGAUAGGCAUCGACCCACGUGAUGCAGAGCUGGUCCACAACAAUUUGGCGAAUCUUAAAAGCGAAACAACAUUCGAAUGUCGGCUCCUGCGAGGUGGGCAGAUGACUAAUGGUAGCGCAGCUCAGAGGUCGUCGAACAGUCAGGCCGAGACUACUCAGGCAUGGAUUUUGGUUUCCGCCUAUCUUGAAAGAGAGCCCACAACGAGCAUCGUCUGCUGGGUUACAGAUAUCACAGUACAGAAGACGAUGCAAGCUGUGACUGAGCAGCGAAUGAAAGAAGCGAUAGAGACUCGAAGGCAACAGGAACGAUUCAUCGACAUGACUUCACACGAAAUCAGAAACCCGCUCAGUGCAAUGAUACACUGUACAGACGAGAUCAUUGAAAAUUGUCAACAACAGCAGGAUGGCUUUGUCGAAAGUUCGCUAGAGGCAGCCUACACCAUUGAGUAUUGUGCCAAGCAUAUCCGCAAUAUUGUCGGAGAUGUGCUCAUGCUGAGCAAGCUUGACUCGAAACUGGUCGAGGUGUGCCCUGUUCCAACCAGGCCAAGAGAUAUGGUGCAACAAGCACUCAAGAUGUUCAGUGGCGAAGCCCGCGCCCAGGAUAUUGAGGUGACAUACAAAGAGCAUGAUUCGAUGCAAACACUUGGUAUCGAUUGGCUGCUGUUGGACCCGAAUCGAGUGCUUCAAGUUUUAGUCAAUCUUGUCACGAACGCUAUCAAAUUUACGCGAGCUCGACCAAAUCGAAAGAUCCUGGUCUCGUUGGAUGCUUCCUUGGAGCUUCCGUCGAAGCAUCCGGGCGACAUCUCAUAUAUUCCGCGCCGACUUCCGUGGUCGCCAGAUUUACCUGAUGGGCAGCGUGACAUUAUUACACCAUUGUAUUUGAUAAUCAUGGUCGAAGAUACUGGCUUGGGGCUAACAGAGCUCGAAAAGACUGUGCUGUUUGAACGAUUUAAGCAGGCAAGUCCGAAGACAGAAACCAAAUAUGGUGGAUCCGGCCUGGGUCUUUUUAUUAGUCGGGAUCUCACCGAGAUACAAGGAGGCGAGAUUGGCGUGCGCAGUGAGCCUGGCGUUGGCUCCAAGUUCGUGUUCUACGUCGAGACAAAACGCGUCGAUGCGCCUGAACACUCACCGAUGAUCAACAUUCCCGAGAUCACAAUGAGUAUACGAAACUCGCCUGCAAAAUCCCCAUUGGCCCCGAUAGUGCUAGGCUCAGUCGGAACUUCGCGAGAGACCAUCGAAAGCCCAACAGGCGCUGCACAGGCGAAGAGAUUAAGCGCAGGCGCAGAUGCAAGUCGGAAGAUCCUGGUUGUAGAAGACAAUCUUGUUAAUCAGAAAGUGCUUGCCAAGCAACUUCGAAAACGCGGGUUCGAUGUUGCCACGGCAGAGAAUGGAGAGGAAGCGUUGAAGUCGUUGUUCUACACACAUCGUUAUCGACUGACGACUUCUGCAUUUGAUUUGGUGCUCAUGGAUAUCGAAAUGCCUGUCAUGGAUGGCAUAGCUUGCGUCCGCGAGAUUCGUGCUGCGGAGGCAGAGGGCAAGCUGGAGGGUCAUGUACCAGUCAUCGCAGUGACAGCAAAUGUCCGCGCUGAGCAGACGGCCGACGCGUGGACGGCUGGCGUAGACGACAUCGCCACCAAGCCGUAUCGAAUCGACGAGCUGGUCAAGAAGAUCGAGAAUAUCUGCGGGUCCGCGUUGAUCAGCCAAAAACAUUUGCUUCCCACGCUGUGA
Messenger RNA from Dissoconium aciculare CBS 342.82, 3375 nucleotides. RefSeq lists its product as uncharacterized. NCBI's taxonomy places the organism in Eukaryota, Fungi, Ascomycota, Dothideomycetes, Mycosphaerellales, Dissoconiaceae. Gene Ontology annotation, molecular function: phosphorelay sensor kinase activity. Gene Ontology annotation, biological process: phosphorylation; phosphorelay signal transduction system. The transcript is spliced from 3 exons. The record is from RefSeq and is a predicted model, not a curated record. Bases 1 to 3375 code for a protein of 1124 amino acids.